ACCAAACAUAUGAGCAAAGAAGAAGCACUUCCUGUUGUCUUCCGGUGCGAAGCUUCACGUGGAUAUAAGAGCAGCACGAGCGCAGCACUGCUGAACGACAGUAAUAAAGUCUAAAAAAAUGACGCAGUUAGACGGAAUAGUAAAACCGAAAACAAAGCGGUCAAAGCGUUUCUUGGAGAGCAGAGCGCCCAAACUAAUUGAGGAUGUGAAGAACACCAUGAUCAUGAAAGGAGGAAACACCAGUCAGAUCGUCACUACAGCCCUCAAAGACAUAUAUUCCUUGAAGAAACCAAAUGCUGUGCUGUAUAAAAAAAAGAACAUUACUCGGCCUUUUGAGGACUCCACAUCCUUGGAGUUUUUCUCCAAGAAAUCAGACUGCUCUCUGUUUCUGUUCGGCUCCCACAACAAGAAACGACCCAACAACUUCAUAUUUGGUCGAAUGUUUGAUUUCCAUGUCCUGGACAUGUUUGAACUCGGAAUUGAGAAGUUUAUCUCUCUGAGUCAGAUCAAGACCAGCAAGUUUCCUGAAGGAACCAAACCCAUGCUCAUAUUUGCUGGAGAAAUUUUUGAUACAGACAACGAUUACAAACGACUAAAGAGUCUGCUCAUAGACUUCUUCAGAGGCCCCACGGUGCCUGCAGUGCGUCUGGCAGGUUUGGAGCAUGUUCUGCACUUCACCACCCUGGAAGGAAAAAUUUAUAUGCGCAGUUACAGGUGUCUGUUGAAGAAGUCUGGGUGUCGCACGCCCAGGAUUGAGCUGGAAGAGAUCGGCCCAUCGUUCGACUUUGUCAUGAGAAGAACACAUCUGGCGUCAGACGACCUGUACAAGCUGGCUCACAGGCAGCCCAAAGCCCUGAAGCCAAAGAAGAAGAAGAACAUUUCCCAUGAUGUUUUUGGAACCUCGUUUGGCCGGGUGCACAUGCAGAAACAGGAUCUGUCCAAGCUGAGAACGAGAAAGAUGAAGGGCCUGAGGAAGAGGAAAGGGGAGGUGGUUGAUGAAGAUCAGGAACCUAAAGUGGCCAAAGUGGAGAGCUGAAGCCAUGGAGGUGGAUUCAUGGACAUCAGCUCAUGUGUUGCCUUCAGGGCCUCCUGGCAUGUGAGCAGCCUCCAGUCCACUGCAGACCCAUAUGUGGGUCCUUUUUCAUGUGACUUUCAGGAAGUCAGAGAACGUUCCAACAUCUCCUAGUUAUCACGUUGUAGAAACAUUUCAGUCAGUUUUUUUUGUCUACAUCAUUUAAAAGGAAAAUAAAUAAAUAAAUAAAAAAAUCUCAA
Molecule: messenger RNA, 1272 nt
Organism: Poecilia latipinna (sailfin molly)
Lineage: Eukaryota; Metazoa; Chordata; Actinopteri; Cyprinodontiformes; Poeciliidae
Gene: rpf2
Product: ribosome production factor 2 homolog
Exons: 10
Coding region: 119-1036 (305 amino acids)
Biological process (GO): ribosomal large subunit assembly; maturation of LSU-rRNA from tricistronic rRNA transcript (SSU-rRNA, 5.8S rRNA, LSU-rRNA)
Cellular component (GO): nucleolus
Molecular function (GO): rRNA binding
Source: RefSeq, a predicted model, not a curated record